AUGAGUCGAACUGCAGUAGUGUCAUCGAAUGCGAAAGCAAACGGAACGGGCGAUCAUGUGAAUACGUCAGCACUUUCGAAUCAGUACAAAACGGCUGGUGGUGUGAUUGGUGUGAACGUUUCGGCUGCUGGUAAUGCGACCGGUAAUCACACAUCUGCGAUUGACGCCAAAACAUUCGGCUCAGUCGGCAACACAAGUAUACAGGGCACUGGCAAUGUGGCAUCGAGUGGUGCGAGUUCGUCAAGCUCGAGCGAUAUUCAUGGCGAAAUCUAUGGUGGUAAUCAAACUCUGACAAGUUCACAGAAGGGAACCGGAACAGGACCAGGCGAUACGUCGGCUAGCGCCAGCGGCGAUAGUGUUAUUAAGCAGGGCGGUCAGAACAGUCCUUAUAGUGGUAUCAAUAAUCAGGCAAAUGCUGGUGCAACCGGUUCACUGAACUCAUCAUCAAGCGUAAGCGCAAAUCAAACACUUACAUGGCAAUCGAUUAUUGAGCACUUGGUGGGACAAGCCGUUGGUCAUGGUAUCGGACAUGCUCAGUCAAAUGUGAACUUGAACGGUGGAAACAGUGAAAAUGGGAUUUCGGCCAAUGGUGUGGUAUCCGGAAUAAAUACUGGUAACGGUGUGGUCUCAUCUCAGACUGAUGCGAACGCAACGAUGAAGAACGGUGUGCAUAAUGUUAGUGAAUCGUUGGUGGGUAGUGUGCACGGCUCAAAAAACACCUCGUUGGUGAGUGCGAGUAAUGUGCAAAGUAACGUAUCGGGUACAUCCAAUACCGUCACCUCAUUUGGUGAUGCAAAGGUGAACGCAGAUGGUUAUGGGCAUGCUUCCGUGAACUCGAACAGUCAGGUGAACGCGUUGAGCGGUACAAAUGGAGCGAAUGCAGUAAGCGGUUCUGCAAACGGCUCGAAUAGUAACGUGAACAUCAGCAAUGGACUGCAAGUGAACAACAAAAACGGCGAUACAAUUGCGAUGGGUAGUGGCCAAGUGCAAGGUACAGGUAGCAGUGCAUCGAACACCUCACUGAAUACGAAUACCGUCUACAACAAUGACGGUCAAGCAUCAGUUCAGGUCAGUGGCAAAGGUGAUGCCACUGGCCAUAAUAAGACAUACGCAAUCAAUAUCGAUACUAAUGGACAGUUGUCGAAUCCGAAUGGCGUCAAUAAUACUGCCUCCGGUGGUACAUCUGGAGUGGCGCAUGCGGAAACGAGUAGCUUAAAGGGCAGUUCACAUUUCACGAUGACCGCAAACGGAACGGAUGGUCAGUCAACAAUGACUGCUCAAGGUGGUGGCGUAGGAUCAUCAAGCGCUCUAACCUCAGCCAAUAUGCAAGUGAACGGAGAUAGAAAGAUGAACGUACAAGGAUCUGUUUCGGCAACAGGCGCUAGGAGUUCGGUGCAUUCCCUGUCGUCCCUGACCGAGAAAAAUGGUGUUCAAUCGUUAACGAACUUCCAAAACGCCACUUCAGAAUCGCAAGGCUCAAGUUCAGCUUCAGCAUCUAAUGAUCAUUGUAACACUCCUCACCAAAAUUUCAUCGCUAACGAGGUGUGCGGACCUCAAUGUAACCACCACCAUAGUAAUGCAACCGACAAACGUGAACGCAAAAAACGUGAUGAGCAAAGAGUUUAUUGUUGUCCUAAGUCAAAAUUUACUCCACAGUACGAAACGCAUGAACCACCAAAAGACGCCUCAAUGGAAUUGAUCGAGAAAAGUAAUUGA
Molecule: messenger RNA, 1716 nt
Organism: Anisakis simplex (herring worm)
Lineage: Eukaryota; Metazoa; Nematoda; Chromadorea; Rhabditida; Anisakidae
Source: the annotation of a GenBank genome assembly